GCACGCGUUGACUUCUCGAUGGGACGUCGGGAUAUGGAAGGCCGCCGCGGUAGAAAAAGAAGUAACGCGAAGGCUCGUCAACGAGAGUGACUCUCUCUGUAAAUGAUCAGCAGUACGCCGCCGGACAGUUCUUCUUGCCUUUUCGAGCGACCGCUUGCGAAACCGGCGUGUCUACCAGUUCCAUUGGUUGCGCUGCUAUUCUUCUUAAUUUUUCCCAUUUCAACGAAUUUGUUCAAAUGGUUUCAAGAUUAAUUUGAAAUUGGGGAUGAUUCUCGCGCCUUAGUCCAUUACGGACCAACCUUGCGUUAACUUGGGAAUGUUGAUGGCGAAUUGACAUUCGAUUUGUUGAAGAUCGUAUAUAAUACAUAUGUUAGAAAAGAUUUGCGCAUAAGACAAGUCGCGGCAAAUGUAACGUUCCAGCAGGAUGUACGCGUGUGAAGGUAUAGUACAGGAAUGGCGGGAAAAAGGAAAACUACAAAAUUGCCGUGAAGCGACCGCACAAGUCGACGAUGAGUGUAAAUGCGAUGUAAUCGAUAUUACCACGAAAUCAAAUUAUCGACACGCAGUGAGAGAAAUCCCUCAGUCGAUAAAACAUUCAGAAGAACGCAGAGGAUGCAAAUGGAGGAUGAAAGGGCACGGGAGAAGCGCGUUCCAACAAAAAUGGAAGAAACGCCGCGUAUGGUCUAGCGCUCGAACGUCCGAAGACAAAUUAAUCUUCGCCACGAUUCAACAGCGUGAGAUGGAAUGCGUUCGAGGGAGUAACGGGUACAAAAUAUCUUGCAUACACGAAUCGCGAGGCCACCUCUUCUCACCGUAUCCAGGGACGACUAAUCAAAAGAUAUUAUCGCAGCACAAGGAGGAUUUGGAAGAAAGCGCGAAAUAG
This is a messenger RNA of Bombus pyrosoma, 883 nucleotides long. RefSeq lists its product as uncharacterized. The record is from RefSeq and is a predicted model, not a curated record. NCBI's taxonomy places the organism in Eukaryota, Metazoa, Arthropoda, Insecta, Hymenoptera, Apidae. The coding region runs from base 425 to 883 and encodes 152 amino acids. The transcript is spliced from 4 exons.